Molecule: messenger RNA, 3810 nt
Organism: Lecanosticta acicola
Lineage: Eukaryota; Fungi; Ascomycota; Dothideomycetes; Mycosphaerellales; Mycosphaerellaceae
Source: the annotation of a GenBank genome assembly
AUGCGUCCUAAGAUCCCCCACCACCUCUCCCUCAACCGCGUCAAGAGCUCCUCUGGCUCCAACUCCGCCAACAUCAAUUCCUCCGCCCCUUCGACACCACCUGCAACUGCCAACUCCCACAGCCGUAGCGGAAGCCCCACUCGAGGCGCGCCAGGCAACAUGUCCAAUGCACAGAAGUCGCCGGGGGAAUUGAGGGGGGAUCACAAGGGCAUGGGUCUACUGUUGACCGUUCAGGUCGUCAGAGGCCGCGGUCUGGCUGCCAAGGACAAGUCUGGCUUCUCCGACCCAUUCCUGGUCCUCACUCUGAGCGACGCAAAAGAGGCCACCAGCGUCGUAAAUAAGACAUUGAACCCGGAGUGGAACCAGACAUUCGAGUUUCCCAUCACCUCGCCCGAUUCAGCUCUGCUGGAAGCAACAUGCUGGGACAAGGACCGUUUCAAGAAGGACUACAUGGGCGAGUUCGACGUCGUCCUGGAAGAGGUGUUCGCCAAUGGUCAUGUCACACCCGAGCCAAAAUGGUUCAGGUUAGAGAGCAGACGGAGUGGGCGGAAGAAGAAGAAAGACUCCAACGUUUCUGGCGAGGUCAUGCUCAGAUUCUCCCUCACCGAUCCUCUCAACACAGCAGCUACACCGACUCAGAUCCUUCAGAAGUUUGCGGGCCUUGUAUCCGAGCCUGGCGAAGACGACGACAAUGAUGACGAAGAGGCCAUGUUGAACAGAGUCGGUAGCUACGGCUUGGACGACGUCGACGAAGAGGAGGAUGAUGAGAAAGAGCCUUCGGAUGAGACAGAUGAUGGCAACCGGACGCCGGCUGGUACAACAGGCGACAAGCAGAAAGACAGGCGACGCCGCAAGUUGAGACGUCUAAGGCGGAAGAAGAAGCUUUCGUCUUAUGAAUUUGGCGCCAUGUCCGACGUUGCUGGAGUCCUGUUCCUGGAGAUCAACCGUAUCACGGAUCUACCGCCAGAGAGGAACUUCACCAAGACGACCUACGAUAUGGAUCCCUUCGUCGUAACUUCGCUGGGCAAAAAGACGUACCGGACUCGCGUUGUCAAUCACAAUCUCAAUCCUGUCUACGAUGAGAAGCUCGUGUUCCAGGUCCAGAAGAACGAGCAAAACUUUAGCCUCUACUUCGCCGUUGUAGACCGCGACAAGUUCUCAGGUAAUGACUUUGUGGGCACCGCCAACUUUCCGCUGGAGAAGAUCCGGGCCUAUGCCCCGGAGGCUGAUCCUGAGACUGGUCUGUACAGACUUCCCGAUCCUGACAGCGUAGGCGAAGGCGAGGCGAGAAAGAAGCGAUUCCGAAAUCCUCUGUCUAGGAACUCGAGUUCAAACAAUCUUGGAAAGCUCAGUCGAAGCAACAACGGAUCCCAAACAAACCUUAGCAAGCUGAACAAGUCCACCAGCAAUAGCAAUCUGCAGAGCGGGAAUUCACGCCCUUCACUGACACCAGGUCUCUCGGAUAACUCACUGGCGGACCGUACACGACCAACGGCCACGAGCAUGCCGAGCGCAGCAAGUUUGUCCGGCAUGCCUACUCAGGAGGACACAGACGCUUUAAACCCCAGUGACGAAGCUGGCCUGAAAUCAUUCGAGCUUCCGCUAGAGUUGAAGAACAAGCAACGCUGGGAAGACAAACACAACCCAGUGUUGUACCUUCGAGCGAAGUACUUACCUUACCGAGCUUUGCGGCAACAGUUCUGGCGCGUACUUUUGCGGCAGUACGAUGCGGAUGACAGCGGCAAGAUUGACAAGAUCGAACUCGUUACAAUGCUCGACACGCUUGGUAGCACGCUCCACAACAGCACCAUUGAUGGAUUCUUCCGCAGAUGGCGUGACGUGAAUGGCGAAGAUGUGCUGACCAUGGGUCAAGCCGUGAUCUGUCUUGAGGAGCAGUUGAUGAAAACUCAAGACGUGCAUCACGACAUUCCGAAUCCGUUUAACAAACUGCGCAAGGAUAAUCCCGAGACCUCAACUGCUGGCCUCACCACAGUGCAGAACAGCUCACCGGAGUCGAGUCCGGCUAACGGCACUCCUUAUCUCAAGAGCUCGCAAGGGCCAUCCAACAUGCAACCCGGAAACGCUGCGAUACCAGCCCUGGAAGUCAGCGAUCUCGGAGAGGCUGGUGAGGAGGGCAAUUACUUGCAGGACGACCUAGGGGUUGAAGAGCUUGGCGAUGACUCCGAGAGCAAAGAGGAACAUGUUGUCGAGAUUCAUGAGUGUCCCAUCUGCCAUCAGCCAAGACUGUCAAGGGGCCGGAAGACGACUGACGCAGAUAUCAUUACGCACAUCGCAACAUGUGCAAGCAGCGACUGGCGAGCCGUCAACAACAUCGUCAUGGCUGGAUUCGUCACCAGCUCACAAGCCCAGCGAAAGUGGUACUCCAAGGUGAUCACCAAGGUAAGAGAGGAAGUCGGAAACGCGUGCUGUACCCCAGGACUGAAUUUACGGUCUAGGUGUCAUACGGCGGUUACCGCCUCGGCGCAAACAGUGCCAACAUUCUUGUCCAAGACAGGAUGACCGGUAUGAUCAACGAAGAACGUAUGAGUGUCUACGUUCGCCUUGGGAUUCGACUGCUCUACAAAGGCCUCAAAAGUAGGGAAAUGGAGAAGAAAAGGGGUAUGCAGUGCUUCCUCCCGAACAUACUGACACGGCUUCAGUCGACUCUCAACCUCGUCCGAGAGUUAUACGCUCAGGUCGAGCCUGCCCAUUCCCUUUCGUUCCCCUACGCACUUCGCCGUUCCGUGUUUCUGGCGGAUCUUUGAAGCUAACGAUUUGUGUAGCUCGAAAGCUGCUUCGCUCCAUGUCAUUCAAGCAAGGGCGCAAGUUCGACGACCCUGCAUCCGCUUCGCAGAUUCCUGGCUUUAUCAAUUUCCAUCAACUGGACAUGAGUGAGGUUCUGUUGUCCGCUGAUCAGUUUAAGACUUUCAACGAGUUCUUUUACCGCAAACUCAAGCCCGAUGCUCGACCUUGCUCGGCGCCGAACGAUCCCAACAUCGUAGUCAGUCCCGCCGACUGUCGAUCCGUUGUCUUCAAUCGCCUCGAAGAUGCGCAACGUAUAUGGGUCAAAGGACGAGAGUUCAGCGUCGAGCGUCUGCUUGGGGAUGCCUAUUCUCAGGACGCAAAGCGAUACAAGAAUGGAGCGCUUGGUAUUUUCAGACUUGCGCCGCAGGACUACCACCGUUUCCACAUUCCGGUAGAUGGAGUCAUGGGCGAGCCGAAACUGAUCGACGGUGAGUACUAUACGGUCAAUCCAAUGGCCAUUCGCAGUGCGCUGGACGUGUACGGCGAGAACAUUCGAGUAUGCGUACCAAUCGACUCGGUAUGUCACGGACGAGUAAUGGUCAUCUGCGUUGGAGCAAUGAUGGUCGGCUCCACCGUCAUUACCCGCAGUAAGGGGGACAAGGUGAAGAGGGCAGAAGAGUUGGGGUACUUCAAAUUUGGAGGCUCAACCCUCCUCCUACUAUUCGAGCCCGGGGUCAUGAAGUUCGACGAAGACUUGAUCACGAAUAGCGCGAGCGCAUUGGAAACCUUGGUAUGUUGCAGAAGAGUCUUAAGGCCAUAUGUGACGCUGAUCAGUUUAGAUCCGCGUUGGUAUGUCUAUUGGACGUACUACCGGCCACGCCGCGCACACGCCCGAUAUGCAGAAACAGAACCCAACCGAGGAAGAGAAGACCGAGGCAAAGGUAAGUUCAACAUCAACUUUGCCCGUGUCCAUUCCCAGCUUGGUGAAUGCAUGCUUACACACUAUCUCAGAGGAAAAUUGAAGGCAGUUUUGCUCCCGGCACUAACGCUGGAAUCGUGAUGUGA